Molecule: messenger RNA, 634 nt
Organism: Triticum aestivum (bread wheat)
Lineage: Eukaryota; Viridiplantae; Streptophyta; Magnoliopsida; Poales; Poaceae
Product: keratin-associated protein 5-8-like
Exons: 1
Coding region: 41-454 (137 amino acids)
Source: RefSeq, a predicted model, not a curated record
GCAUAUUCACCUCUCUAGCUACAAAGCUGGCUCUGCAACAAUGGCUGCAGGUGGUGCUUCUCUUCUUGCUGCUGUCGUUGUUUUCUCCAUGCUGAUCACGUCUUCCCUGGGGGCCCCGAGGCCUUUAUGCAGCGAGUGCGAGACACAAUGCCCUACCAGCUGUCAGGCGGAGGCUGAAACCUUCUGCAGUGGCUACUGCCGCCGCGGCGGAGGCCUUCGGGAGGGCUGCCGGAGAUCCGUCUUUGAGGACUGCACCGUAAAGGGUACCUGCUGCAGUAGCAACGGCACAUGCACUUGCGACUGCAACACUGUGGCUGAAAGGAGUUGCAUCAGCAUCAGCGACGGCACCCUACAAUGUGAACCUUGCAAGCGCAGCAUAUCCGACCAGUGCGGUUCCACCUGUAGGAAUGACUGCAACAACAACUGCAAGAAGAAAGGGUGCCGCCAUGCCUAGGAAUAACAUGUAGUCGACCCGCUGCCUUGCAUAAGAAAUAACAUGGCUCACCGUAGUCGUGCGUAGACUUUUGUAGCAGCCAUGACCUCGUUCUGUGGGAUGGCAUAGAAUGAAUUAAUGGGUUGUGGCGCAUCACAUCCAGCGUUUUAGCUGGGGAUUUGCAUUCUGUUUAUCUAUACU